CUGGUAGGCUCCCUGUGGGAACAGGAAGGCUGAAUCUGCCCUUGAGGCACAAAGGUCACAGUUGGAGACCACUUCUCAGGUAUCCAGAGUAAGCAAUCACAGGUUUCUGCCUUUUAGCCUUCAUAGCACUGCACAUAAAUCUGAGACUGUCUGUGACUUGCCAUAGAUAAUGGCAAGACUGCAUGCUGUGCUGCUUGUUGUAUGCAAUUGCUUCACAAUUACAAUGUUCAUUUCCCACACAAUGCUUUGCUGGACUUGAUAAAUCUGGUUCGGUUUGUGCUUGUACUGAAACCCUUCAAUAGCUGUUUCCACCGCUCCACCCACAUUCUGACAACAUCAGCUUGGUUGAAAACUUGCAUGGGAUUUUUUUGUUUUGUUUGUUUUAUUUAUUUGUUUAUUACAUUUCUACAUGAUGUUAGAGCUGAGUUAUGUGGCUAACAGUUUCAUGUAUGCACUAUUAUUACAAGUUAUGUGGAUCAUCUGAGAGAAUCCUCAGAGCCAUUGCAUUGGCAAUCUACACAGUUUAGAGUGCACAACUGGUGCAAACCUUGCAACAUGAACAAUAUCACACACUUCCUAUGUUCAAAGCUGACUUGGCUUGAAGAGGAGCUCAGUUGUUCCCCACACUUCCCACUUCCUACAAAGUGUUUUUAAAGUAUCUAGAAUGGCCAGCAAGAAAGAACCUCCUUUCUUCAAUGAGGAUAACAUGGGACCAUGUCAUUGCAGACUUGCUUUUUAUGAGACGAUGGAGCUGUUCAUUGAAACUCUUACAGGAACAUGCUUUGAGCUGCGAGUAUCUCCUUUUGAAACGGUUAUUUCCGUGAAAGCUAAAAUCCAGAGAUUGGAAGGUAUCCCUGUAUCUCAGCAGCACUUAAUCUGGAAUAAUGUAGAGCUGGAGGAUGAUUACUGCUUGAAAGAUUACAACAUUUCAGAAGGUUGCACUUUGAAAUUGAUAUUGGCAAUGCGAGGUGGACCUAUUAAUACUAGAAGAGUUCCUGUGGAAGAUCCCAUUAGGGAAAUAAAAGAAUACAUGGACCCUUGUCGGGAUGAUAUCUGGGAGAAGGUUCCAUCCAGCAAACAGGUCACCUUUUUGGUAUACCGGGAAGGAGACCAAUUGAAUUUCUUCCGUGUUAUAGACAGGGGAGAUGGAACUUUAACACCAUUGUCUGAAUCUUUUAGUGGUACUUCAGUUUAUAAUUUGUACGGUGGUGAUGAUGAAGAUACGGAGGCAUCUCCUUCUGGUCAACAGAUUAUUGAGAACUCCAUCACAAUGAAUAAAAUGAAGCUGCUGAAGACAAAGAUGGAAAACAUGAAUCUCAGUAAAAAGCCUAAAAAAAUUAUCAAACUGAAACCACAUCCUCCAAUGGCUACUUGUCCAACUAAUGGCUCAGUGGCAGCCGCUCGUCACAAAUUUUUACGAGCACUCCCUCACAUUGUACAGUCCUGUCUCCAUCCUGGGAAUUCAUCUACCUCAGAAACGUCUCAAAAUGCACUUUCAGUUUUAGCAACUGCUGGUAGGAGGAUGCCAUCCAUUACUAGUGACUUACUUAAGGAAAAUGACAAAUGGGAGAGGGCUGCACAGCCUCAGUCAGUUAGCAGCAUUAAGCUGCCACCUAAAGUAUGUGUAGAAAAAGAAGAUGCAGAACUACCUACAAACAAUAUGGUUCUUCCAGUCCCAGCUCCACUUAGAAAUUCUGGGGGAAAUGUAGAAAAUGGAUCAUCAACAAAUGAGAGAGAUCUUUUCUUAUACCCAAAUUUCACAAAUGUUAAUCUGUAUGCUACAGAAGAAAAGUUCGUAUCAAACACAGAUGCAUUUGCCUUGUUAGCAGAAGCAAAUUUCACUGAACCAUGCAGUGAAUUACAUGGAAUAGGAAAAGUGAAUGCAGAGUUUCGAUUAUCUGAGAGGGAUGAGGACUGUGCUACUGCAGAGCACCCGAACAAAUCCAUUACAAAACUUCUGAGCUCUGCAAUAGCAGAUACUAGCAUUCUAAAUUCUCAUGAAUUAAGUCCUCAGAAGAAUACUCACUUGUCACCUCUUCACUGUUCAGCACAGAUGGCAUGUUACAGCCCCCAGAAACCUCAAAUUCAGUCCAAGUGCCUUGAGGUUGGUAACUUGAGGCCUACAGCCUCUCCAAAUGUUUUACGAUCUUCGGAGGUACACAAUUUAGCAGACUCCUCUCACCCAAGGGCUUCUAGAUGUCAUGGUAUCGGCUGCGUAGACUCACCUGGCAAAAGACCUGAUAUCCAUUCUAAAAUUGAGGCAAGGGAAAUCACAGAAGUGGUUAUCAAGGCAUCCAAAGACCCUAUUGUUUCUGUAAAUAGCGUAGGGUUUCUAAGUUCAUUGACUCGAAGCACAAACAGAGAUGAUUUACAGAAUUCCUAUGGGACGGGCAGGUUUCGGACUACAAACGUCCAUCAUUUUCAAGAAGAAAGCUUUAGAAUGCCCUCUCCCCACAACGACAUGCAUGGAUAUUUUUUAUCUCCUGGGCUUGGAUUGAAUGGAAAUAUUGUGGCUACAGGGAAAAGAAUAGGUGAUGCAACUCAUCUCCCACCUGUGAAUGGUUCAGUUCAACCUAAAAAGAAAAUUGCAAAACAUUGCUUCUUUUGUGGAAAGAAAACUGGAUUAGCAACUAGCUAUGAAUAUGUGGAAACAACUUCUGUGCAACCCACCGCUACGCAGAGGCUCACAUCUGUACUUAUGACUACAAGAAUGCAGGGCGGAGGUACUUGCAGGAGUCCAGUCCUGUUGUCAGUGCGCCAAAGCUUCCCAAAAUCUAAAGAUGGUUCUGUGGCAUGCAAACGUUUGCUGGAGGAGCACUGUUACACUGAGAGAAGCAGCAAUGGGUUGAACUGCUUUUCUUUUGCUGUGCUCCAAAUCUAAAGAUUGCCAAGUAACACAAAAUCCCAUGAGGCUGCGUAAUGUUGAAGAACAAUGCGAACACUACUCUAGCUGACACCUUUUAUUCAUUAGUGAAUCAAAAAUUUAAAAAGUAGUUUUUGAAAAUGUACCUUCUGAUUUAACUAUUAUUAUAUCUCUUGUGUUAAGUGUUUUAUACCUGAAACUCUUUCACUAGACAAGUCUUUUAAAAGAUGCACUUUAAGUUUUAAUACAUAUUUUAUAAUGAGACUUGAGGGGGUUCUCUAAUGAGGAUGUCAUGUCAUCUCACCUGUGUUCUCUCUGAUGUUUGUCCACUCCAGGGUAUCUUGACUUAUUUCAAUAUGGAGUUCUUCAAUACCCUUUCAGAGUUUAUGGAGGGAGUUUAUCUGCUGCAACAGAUUGUCACCCAUAUACUGUGUUUCUACUCAGAUGUAAUAUAUCAUGUUAAUCCCAAUAUUUCUUAUCUGGCAGAUUUAUUAUUAUUUUUAUAAAAGAGAACGUUUCUCUUGUCAUUAAAAUGACUUAUUUUUCCUUUCGUAAAAAAAACCAAAAACAACUUUAUAACUUUGUUAAAAAUAUGAAGUGAUGUUACCAGAACAAAAUCUAAUAAAUAUUACAUUUUCAUGUG
Molecule: messenger RNA, 3506 nt
Organism: Elgaria multicarinata webbii
Lineage: Eukaryota; Metazoa; Chordata; Lepidosauria; Squamata; Anguidae
Gene: ZFAND4
Product: zinc finger AN1-type containing 4
Exons: 10
Coding region: 665-2881 (738 amino acids)
Molecular function (GO): protein binding; zinc ion binding
Source: RefSeq, a predicted model, not a curated record